AUGGACGCGGCGCUCAAGUGGCCGGCCCGCGUGCUCGCCGCCGCCUGCCUGCGCAGCCUGGCGAAAGCGGAGUUGGACGCGCGCGAGUUGGCCCCCUCGCCGCGCAGCAGCAUCACGGCAGCCCCGGGGGCCGCGGCGGCGGUAGUCGAUGGCCUGAAGGACGCGCUCACCGCGGGGCACGGCGCCGAUGUCGCGGAGUUGGGAUCUGCUCUGUGCGCUGUGAUGACGUGCGUGGGCAUCAUGGCCGGCGGCAAAGGCGAGGAGGCUGGCAGCGGCGGCAGCGGCGGUGGCAGCUGCAGCGGAAGCGGCGGCAGCGGCGGCGGCGGCAGCGGCGGCGGCGGCGGCAGCGCCAGCGGCGGCAGCGGUGGCAGCGUCAGCGGCUCGGGGAGCUCUUUUGCAGACGCCUUGGUCUGCCUCGGUGCCCCCACGCUGCUGCGCAAACUGCUCGAAACGCAGGCGGCCAGGCCCGGGGGCUGUGCACGUGUCCCCGUAGCGGCCACGCUGGGCGUGCUGCUGUACCACUAG
Molecule: messenger RNA, 525 nt
Organism: Monoraphidium neglectum
Lineage: Eukaryota; Viridiplantae; Chlorophyta; Chlorophyceae; Sphaeropleales; Selenastraceae
Exons: 1
Coding region: 1-525 (174 amino acids)
Source: RefSeq, a predicted model, not a curated record